AUGGUCAGCCAGGCCAUCAACGGCUCCAGCAACGACACCGACGCGAAGGACCUGAACAUGCACUACUGUGUCGAUCACCUGUCACAUGGAGACGUCUUCAUGAUCGCAGAUACUGGAUGUCGUAGGAGUGCCGGACCGCCGUGGCAUGCCGCAAUGACGAAGAGGUGCGCGAAACGAAGUCUCAAGCCCGUGGAAAGGUCGGUGGACGAAAGCUUCAGGUUCGGUGAGGGCGACGUGAAUCAUGCGACGAUCGUCUACGCCGAUCCGAUUGGAAUCUACGGCAAGAUGGGACAUGGGAACGGGGUAGCGGACAUCCUCACAUGGACCGACGAGAUCCGCGUGGGCUCCGAGACGCGCCCUAUCCAGGACAGCCAUUCGGGGCAACCCAUGCUAAAGGUCGACGAAUACGGCGACUUGGACUGCGUGCUGGACGAGUUCUACAUCGGCGUCGACGACCAGGAGGCGGCCAAGGAGAACCAGACCCUGGACGACGAGAGGGACAACGGCACCUACGAGGUGAUGAAGCACGAGCUGCACCGAACCAGCCAGGGCGCCAGGAAGGGGCUUGCAACGUGCACCGAGGUGCUCAAAGGCGCCUACGACCACAAGGCCAAGGAGAAGAAG
Messenger RNA from Prorocentrum cordatum, 624 nucleotides. Lineage: Eukaryota; Dinophyceae; Prorocentrales; Prorocentraceae. The record is from the annotation of a GenBank genome assembly.